UCUUUGUACUGUUCAGAACUGAAUCAUGUCACAAUUUCAGUAUUGUAGUUUACUUUUGUUAACAUAGUGUUUAUGGUUGAGGUUAAUAAGUUGACUAUUUUUAUGACAAUUCUUUUUAUAUGAAUUGAAUUACAAUGGCAACAACAUUUCACAAACUUAUAAUAUCAAUAGGCUUCUUUUCAUUGCUUCAUGCAGCUUAUUCUGCAGCACAACAUCGAUCCUACCUGAGGAUAACAGAACAGCAGUUUACGUCUUUACCUUUUGAUAUAAUACUGCAAGGUAUUAUUAGUCUAUUUGCCACCAUGUAUGGCGUAAUGGCAGUUGCCGGAGAUUUUAAAGAAAUUAGGGCCACCGUGGAUUUGGAAGCAAAGUCGUGGGAGACACUGAGGAAUUUGCCGUCGUUCUAUGUCUUCAACCAUCGAGGAAAAGCCCUGUCCCCAGACUAUGAGCUUCCGGCACCAAACCAGAAGUACGUGGCUCCGGACCUGUCGCUGCUGUUACAAAAAACUGAAACAACGAAAAAAGAUUCAAAACACGAAUGAGUGUGCAUUCACGAUUGUUCUUCACAGACUACCAAAUCUAAUUUAGUGCAUUGUUUGUUUUCAGUGAAAGUAAUUUAUUUAUUGUUUACCAUUAAGUUAGAGAUAAAGACAAUGCAUUUAAUAUGUUAUUAUUUGUCUUGUUUUGUCUUUUUCUAACUAAAAUAGGAAAUGUGAUAAGUAAAGUCUUAUUGCAAACCGUUGAAA
Molecule: messenger RNA, 746 nt
Organism: Homalodisca vitripennis (glassy-winged sharpshooter)
Lineage: Eukaryota; Metazoa; Arthropoda; Insecta; Hemiptera; Cicadellidae
Product: ER membrane protein complex subunit 5-like
Exons: 3
Coding region: 135-542 (135 amino acids)
Cellular component (GO): EMC complex; Golgi apparatus; early endosome
Source: RefSeq, a predicted model, not a curated record